Manis javanica (Malayan pangolin) is the source of this 2757-nucleotide messenger RNA. The record is from RefSeq and is a predicted model, not a curated record. NCBI's taxonomy places the organism in Eukaryota, Metazoa, Chordata, Mammalia, Pholidota, Manidae.
UGGUAUCCUUUGAAGCACAAAAAUUUCUGAAUUUGGUGAAGUCCAAUUUAUCUGUUUUUUUCUUUUGUUGGCUUAUGCUUUUGGUGUUUUAUCUAAGAAACUGUAUUCCAACUCAAGAACACAAAGUUUUACUCCUUUUUUCUUCUAGGAGUUUUGUAGUUUUAGCUCUUAUGUUUAGAUUUAUGAUCUACUUUGAGUUAAUUUUUAUGUGUGGUGUGAGGUAGGGGGUCCAAAUUCUUUUUUUUUUUUUUAUGUGGAAAUUGAAUUGUCCCUGCACCAUUUGUUGAAAAAAACUGUUCUUUCCUCUCGACACCUUUGUCAGAUAGCAAUUAACCAUUAAAGUGAGAGUUUAUUUUUGGACUCUCAAUUCUAUCCCAUUGAUUUAUGUCUCUCCUUAUGUCAGUACUACACUUUCUUGGUUCCUUUAGCUUUUUAGGGCCUUGGACAUUUUCCCCCCUUGUACUUUUUUUGUUGAAGAAACAGAGUCAUUUGUUCCAUCAGACUGAAUUUGUUGAUUGCAUCUCUGUGGUGUCAUUUAACAUAUUCUCUGUCCCUUGUAUUUUAGUAACCCAGAGGCAUGAUCUGAUUUAGAUUUGAUUUUAACAGAAGAAUAAUUUGCAGGCGGUGUGCGUUUCCAGGGUCAGAGCAUGCUGUGGGGUUGACCCUUCCGGUGAUGCUAGGGGCCAUCCAUGACCUUCACCUGGAUCAUUUUUUUUCAUUAGAGGGUGGGGAGGGGGUCACAGGGUGGUUUGGAGGACUGAGGGGUAAUCAUGCAAUGAAGUAGCUGUUGCCGUGCCUGGCACAUAGUGACCUCUCAAUAAAUAUUAGCCCUUAUUGUUGUUGUUACUAGAGCUGUGUGUGUGGGACCCAAAUCCUGGGCUUGGAGCCAUUCUCUGGCCAGGGCUUUCUUUUCCCUUCUUCUCUGCCCCUGGAGGAGAAAUCUGCAGUGCCCCAAGGCUCUGAGAGGCAUGUUCAGGAAUGCAGCAGCCAUCUAUUUGCACCUGGUGGGGCCCCUCCUGGGAAAGAAGGCUGAAGCUUCACUCAUCCGGUCCUUGCACCAGACUCUCACCAUGGCCAAACAGCUGCAGGCUCGAAGGCUGGACAGGAUCGAGUACAACCCUUGGGUGAAGUUCAUCAAACUGUCCAGUGAGUAUGAUGUCGUAAACUUGGGCCAAGGCUUCCCCGACUUCCCGCCCCCAGACUUCGCUGUGGAAGCGUUUCAGCAUGCCGUCAGCAGGGACUUCAUGCUCAACCAGUACACCAAGGCAUUUGGCUACCCACCUCUGACGAAGAUCCUGGCAAAUUUCUUUGGAAAGCUGCUGGGACAAGAGAUAGACCCGCUUAAGAAUGUGCUGGUGACCGUGGGUGCCUACGGGGCGCUGUUCACAGCCUUCCAGGCCCUAGUGGAUGAAGGGGAUGAGGUCAUCAUCAUCGAGCCCUUUUUUGACUGUUAUGAGCCCAUGACCUUGAUGGCAGGGGGUCGCCCUGUGUUUGUGUCCCUGAAGCCGAGCCCCACCCAGGACGGGGAACUGGAUUCCAGCAGCAACUGGCAGCUGGACCCCACGGAGCUGGCCAGCAAGUUCACGUCUCGCACCAAAGCCUUCAUCCUCAACACACCCAAUAACCCCCUUGGGAAGGUGUUCUCCAGGGAAGAACUGGAGCUGGUGGCCAGCCUGUGCCAGCAGCAUGACGUGGUGUGCAUCUCCGAUGAGGUCUACCAGUGGCUGGUCUAUGAUGGGGACCAGCACAUCAGCAUAGCCAGCCUCCCAGGCAUGUGGGAACGCACCCUGACCAUUGGCAGCGCUGGCAAGACCUUUAGUGCCACCGGCUGGAAGGUGGGCUGGGUCCUGGGUCCGGACAGUAUCAUGAAGCACCUGCGCACCGUGCACCAGAACUCUGUCUUUCACUGUCCCACGCAAGCCCAGGCUGCAGUAGCUGAGAGCUUUGAGCGGGAGCAGCUGCACUUCAGCCAGCCCAGCAGCUACUUCGUGCAGCUCCCACAGGCCAUGCAGCGCAACCGUGACCGCAUGAUCCGCAGCCUACAGUCUGUGGGCCUGAGGCCCGUGAUCCCCCAGGGCAGCUACUUCCUUAUCACAGACAUCUCGGACUUCAAGAGCAAGAUGCCUGACUUGCCUGGUGCUGUGGAUGAGCCCUAUGACAGCUGCUUCGUCACGUGGAUGAUCAAGAACAAGGGCUUGGCGGCCAUCCCAGUCUCCAUCUUCUACAGCGUGCCUCAUCAGAAGCACUUUGACCACUAUAUCCGCUUCUGUUUUGUGAAGGAUGAAUGCACACUCCAGGCCAUGGAUGAGAGCCUGCAAAAGUGGAAGGAUGAACUGAGGCCCUGACAUCGUCCCCUCAGCCCUGCUGUGCUGGGUCCCUUUGCGCUCUGCAGGGCUGUCUUUGUCCUGGUUUCAGCCAUUCCCAUCGUGGAGGUAGAUGAUACGCAGGAAGGUCUUCAGGGAAGAGCCCUCCGUCUUGGUCUUGGGGAACUCAGGGGCAUCUCCCCAUGGUGCCUGUGUUCCUGUCAUGGAGAUGAAGGAGCCCAGAUCCCCAGGUGGGGUCUUAGGGUCUUGAGGCCCUUAGGCCUCCCCAGACUUGCUGGGACUCAACGGGCAGAGUUGGACAGUGUGCUGGCCUUGAGUCCUAGCCCUGGCCCCAGGGCUCUUUCCCUGUCUAAUCCUGACCUUGGGAAGUUGCUAUAGGCUUGAACCCUCAAGCCAGUCCUUUCUGCCCUAAUAAAGUUUUAAGUGUAAGUUA